Messenger RNA from Anisakis simplex (herring worm), 393 nucleotides. NCBI's taxonomy places the organism in Eukaryota, Metazoa, Nematoda, Chromadorea, Rhabditida, Anisakidae. The record is from the annotation of a GenBank genome assembly.
AUAUGUCAUUUGCAGAAUUGCAUUCCAUCUCAAAUCAUAUCUGGGGAAAUUCAAACUCAAUCAAAAUGGCAGCUUUAUGAUAGUCUUGAUGACGGGUUAUUGCACAACUCGUGUAUUGCAUGGCAGCUUAUCUAUUUUCAUACGCAGAUAUUGCAUUUCAUUGUGAUAUCAGCACCAUUCACGUUUUUACCCUCAAGGCCCGUCGUCAAAUCCUGUGAUGAAACUGGUCGAUGGGCUGGUUCCGCACCGGGUAUCUACGAAAAUCCAUGGGGAUGGACAAACUAUACUAACUGCUUCAUCCUUAAACUCGAAGACCUCAAGCUAGAGAGCUCGUGCGAUGAUAACAAUAGAGAAAUGCAGUUGAACGUUCAUCUCACUGAACUUUAUUUUUGA